This is a messenger RNA of Cyphomyrmex costatus, 2859 nucleotides long. It is a transcript of the gene Ssdp, whose product is annotated as Sequence-specific single-stranded DNA-binding protein. Gene Ontology annotation, cellular component: nucleus. Lineage: Eukaryota; Metazoa; Arthropoda; Insecta; Hymenoptera; Formicidae. Bases 1 to 1356 code for a protein of 451 amino acids. The transcript is spliced from 14 exons. Gene Ontology annotation, molecular function: protein binding; single-stranded DNA binding. Gene Ontology annotation, biological process: positive regulation of transcription by RNA polymerase II. The record is from RefSeq and is a predicted model, not a curated record.
AUGUACGCGAAGGGAAAAGGGUCGCAAGUGCCCUCGGACUCUCAGGCGAGGGAAAAAUUGGCGCUUUACGUGUACGAGUACUUGUUACAUGUGGGAGCACAAAAAGCAGCACAAACGUUUCUGUCAGAGAUUCGAUGGGAGAAAAAUAUUACUCUAGGAGAGCCACCUGGGUUUUUGCACUCUUGGUGGUGUGUCUUUUGGGAUCUGUAUUGUGCUGCGCCCGAGAGAAGAGACUCUUGUGAACACAGCAGUGAGGCCAAAGCGUUUCAUGACUAUGGAUUCGUAAAUAGUGCUUACAACGUCAAUGGAAUUGCACAUAAUGCUGGGCCAGCCCCAUCUCCAAUUGGUCAAAUGCCACCAAACGACGGAAUGCCUGGUGGUCCCAUGCCUCCUGCUUUCUUCCCAAACAACUCGACAAUGCGACCAUCUCCGCCCACACACCCCUCAUCACAGCCAUCCCCCCAGCACCCCCAGCCACCCCCGCCCCCACACUCGCAGAUGAUGUCCACCCAGUUUAUGGGCCCUAGAUAUCCAGCAGGACCACGACCUGGAGUACGUAUGCCACAAAUGGGAAAUGACUUUAAUGGACCACCAGGACAGCCAAUGAUGCCAAAUAGUAUGGAUCCAACCAGGCAAGGCGAAGCUGGAGAAUUUGUAGGGUGGCAAGGUCCACCAGGAAUGAACCCAAUGAAUCCCAGAAUGAAUCCUCCGCGAGGACCGGGUAUGGGACCGAUGGGUCCUGGAAGUUAUGGUCCAGGCAUGAGAGGUCCACCACCCAAUAGUACUUUGGGUCCAGGUGGACCAGGAGGUCCUGGGAUGCCACCAAUGAGUAUGGCUGCUCCAGGUGGUAGACAACAGUGGCAACCCAACACAUCUACGCCAAUGAAUUAUUCGUCGUCAUCGCCGGGCAACUACGGAGGGCCGCCUGGAUCAACGGGUCCACCUGGACCUGGUACACCCAUUAUGCCCAGCCCACAGGAUAGCAGCAAUAGUGGAGGAGAAAAUAUGUAUACCAUUAUGAAACCUGUACCUGGGGGAAAUAUGCCGGGUGAUUUUCCAAUGAGUGGCGGGCCUGAAGGUGGUCCAAUGGGACCUAUGGGUCCUAAUACAAUGGGUCCGGUUCUAAAUGGUGACGGUCUCGAUGGAAUGAAAAACAGUCCAGCGAACGGUGGUCCUGGAACACCACGAGAAGAUAGCGGCAGCGGAAUGGGUGAUUAUAAUCUGGGUGGAUUCGGAGCUCCUGGAGAGAAUGAUCAGACCGAGUCGGCGGCCAUCCUGAAGAUCAAGGAGAGCAUGCAGGAAGAGGCGAAGAGGUUUGAGAAGGACUCAGACCAUCCCGAUUAUUUCAUACAAUAACUCUUCACGAGUCGUUGGACCCCGAGACCAAAUUAACAAUAUAAGAGAUAAACGCAAUCGAUUUCCUUUCUUCCUUUAGUCCGAGAAGUAUUUCCAUCCUCUCCUCCUCGCCCCUCCUCCCGUCUUCUCUUUGUCCCUUUGCCGUUGAAACCACUCUCCUGCCUCGUACGUUUCCUAUUCAUCCCUUUCUCGGAUGAAACCUUUGCUGCACCUCACCACGUAUAAGAUCUUCCUCUCCUCUCUUCUUUCCGAGCCGUCGAACGGCGUAGAUCGAUCUCCGUGAGGAAGGGCGCAAGAGACGACCCCUCUUACGCGCAUUGGCGACCCAUCCUUUUUGUCGCAUGCUGCUGCAAGGAGGACCAUGAAGUCAGGAUGGGAGAGACCUUCGAGACAGAGACAGAGAGAAAGAGAGCAUCGAUUUCGCACGACUCUCACGUCGACCGACGUUCUCGCACAGCGAUGUUGUACAGUAUCGAACAUUGAUGGUGUUGUUAUCCUUGAGGUGGAUACGUCAUUCUGAGCGAACGAGUAACGCGGUCGAGCUUACUUAAAAUUUCUCGCAACAUGCGGAAAUUUCCAGUCGAAGCAAAUGUUAUCGGGUAUUCGAGUAACGAUCGUUUUCUUUUUUUAUCCGCAUUCCCUACGAAGUAAAUGUUUCUUGAUCAAACUUUAUCUGGUUAAAACUCGCAUUUACUGUACGUUCGUUACUCGUUUGCUUAACAUACGUUCAUUCUUAGGAUGUAACCACGAACAUUGUUCCAGUAUCUUACUUAGUACAUGAUGAAAAGAGAGAGAGAGAAAGAGAAAGAAAGUGUGCGUGUGUGUGAUAGUAUUAUAUUAGUGUAAACGUUAAACUUCUGAAAUUUUUACGAUCAGAAUCACGGUCGUUUUCAGGAUGAGCCCGUGAAAUUUUCUAAAUGAUCUCGACCGCAGUUCAUCCGUUCUCUGUACAACAAUCUCUAUCGAGAUCUUUAUUAUACAGCCAAGUUCGUACAAUCGAGGAUUGAUCGUCCAAGUUAAUUAUGAUUAACUCUUUGUCUGUAGCUUUAUUCGAUUAUGAUUUGGGAAGAACUGGACACUAGCCUGUGUGAUCAUAGCUAAUAAAACUAAAAAAUAUAUCGUUAAUUGAAAUCUAGUUCGAGAAUUCGAAUCAGAUCGUUGAUCAUCGUUAUAGAGCCCAAGGAUAAGGUCGAUAGCGUGUGAUGUGGACCACGAGAAUCGACCGAAAAAGAAAGAGAAAAGAAGAACGUUUCGUUAUAUAGCUACAUGGAUACGUAAAGUCGCCACAGGCGCAAUAAGACGUUUACGAGCACAAAGAUGAAAGUUGCGUCGCCCGAACGUGGGAGAUCUUUGAAAUUUCAUCACGAUCGAGGACCAAAUUUACUUCUAUCGUACGAUAAAUAUGCAAUUAUUUCACGAACCAAAGCAAGCUUACGAUGGAAAGAGGAAGUGCUUAAUUUACAUGUGGCCGGUUACAAAGUAUCUUGCUAGGACUUAUACUUU